UACCGUGUCUACAAACAGUCAACACUCCUGUCUGCAGCUUCUGUCCCUGCACUUGUCCCUGUGUUACAGUAGUUAAUCUUUUCCUAACGUUAGGCGGCUGAAGUUAGGACUUUGAAGAAGCCAUUAAUGCAGCGGCAGAAGAACAGCAGUGCAGAAGAAGAGAAGGCAAGAAGCUAGCUCAAGCUAAAAUCUGCGCACCGUUUGCCGGACAAUAGUUUGGUCAUGAAGAGUUCCAAGGACACCGUCCAGGCCGCUGCUAAAGAGUUUCUACAGUUUGUUAACAAAGGAGCGUCUCCGUAUCACGUGGUUGAUGAGUGCAGACGGCGUCUGCGAGAGGCAGGAUUUAUUGAGCUGAAUGAGACGGAGCAGUGGGACAUCAAACCAGCCAGUAAAUACUUUGUGACCAGAAACUUCUCCAGCCUCAUAGCCUUUGCUGUGGGUGGAAAGUAUCUUCCAGGAAAUGGGUUUUCCAUGAUUGGAGCACACACAGACAGUCCCUGUCUGAAGGUAAAGACAAGAUCUAAGAGAACAAAGCAGGGCUGUCUGCAGGUCGGAGUAGAGUGCUACGGUGGAGGCAUCUGGAACACCUGGUUUGACCGUGACCUGACCGUUGCUGGCCGCGUUAUAGUCAAGAGUGAUGACAAACUGCUCCAGCGCCUGGUUCACAUCUCCAGGCCUGUGCUCAGGAUCCCUCACCUGGCCAUUCACCUGCAGAGGGACAUCAAUGACUCCUUUGGACCCAACAAGGAGAACCACCUAGUGCCCAUUAUUGCGACUGCUGUCCAGGAGGAGUUGCAGACUGGCUGUGCUUCAUCUGGAGAUGCAUCAUGUGCUGCUAAUCCGGCAGAAAAACACCACCCAGCACUGGUGAAGCUGCUGUGUACAGAGCUUGGCGUGGAGCCAGACGCCCUGCUGGACUUUGAGCUCUGCCUGGCUGACACUCAACCUGCGGCUCUGGGAGGCGUGUACGAGGAGUUUAUCUACUCACCUCGUCUGGACAAUCUGCACAGCUGCUUCUGUGCUCUUAAGGGUCUAUUGGAGUCAUGUUCUGGAGACACUCUGAUGACAGACACCAACAUCCGCAUGAUUACUCUGUACGACAAUGAAGAGGUGGGGUCAGAGAGCGCUCAGGGCGCUCAGUCCAACCUUACUGAGCUUAUUCUCAGCCGCCUCGCCGCCUCCUCCUCCAACCUCACUGCGUUCCAGCAGGCGAUGCCGUGUUCCUUCAUGAUAAGUGCUGACAUGGCGCACGCGGUGCAUCCCAACUACCAAGAGAAGCAUGAAGAAAACCACCGACCUGCAUUUCACAAGGGCCCAGUGAUCAAGUUUAACUGUAAUCAGCGCUAUGCCACAACAGCCGUCACUGCUUCUGUUGUGAGGGAGAUAGCCAGCCAAGUUGGUGUCCCUCUCCAGGACGUAAUGGUCCGUAAUGACAGCCCUUGUGGAACCACUAUUGGACCCAUUCUGGCUGCCCGCCUGGGAAUACCAGUGGUGGAUAUUGGGGGACCUCAGCUGUCCAUGCACUCCAUCAGAGAGAUGUGCUGCACCUCCAGUGUCCUACAGAGCAUCACACUGUUCAAGGGUUUCUUCGAGAUCUUCCCCUCCCUGAGGAAGUCACUGAUUGUGGAUUGUGGAUCCAGAUUACAAUGAAAUGAAUGACCAUGGGGUGGUUUUUUUACCAUGUUGAUGCCAAAAGAUUAUCUUUUUCAACCCCCAUAUCACUUAAUAAAACUUACACUUCCUACUCUUUUAA
Cynoglossus semilaevis (tongue sole) is the source of this 1753-nucleotide messenger RNA. RefSeq names its product aspartyl aminopeptidase (gene dnpep). Lineage: Eukaryota; Metazoa; Chordata; Actinopteri; Pleuronectiformes; Cynoglossidae. Gene Ontology annotation, molecular function: zinc ion binding; aminopeptidase activity. Gene Ontology annotation, biological process: proteolysis. Bases 223 to 1650 code for a protein of 475 amino acids. The record is from RefSeq and is a predicted model, not a curated record. The transcript is spliced from 16 exons.